This is a messenger RNA of Monoraphidium neglectum, 810 nucleotides long. RefSeq names its product Glycine-rich RNA-binding protein 10. Gene Ontology annotation, molecular function: poly(G) binding; mRNA 3'-UTR binding; poly(U) RNA binding. Lineage: Eukaryota; Viridiplantae; Chlorophyta; Chlorophyceae; Sphaeropleales; Selenastraceae. Gene Ontology annotation, biological process: positive regulation of mRNA splicing, via spliceosome. The transcript is spliced from 12 exons. The coding region runs from base 1 to 810 and encodes 269 amino acids. The record is from RefSeq and is a predicted model, not a curated record.
AUGCCGGACUCGCCAUCAGGCGGCGACAGGCCCGCUACUGAGUACAAGGCGUUUGUCGGGGGCAUCCCGUGGACCCUGGACGAUGCCGGCCUCAGGGAGAUGUUCUCCGCGUUUGGCGCUGACAGGGGGGAGGUGAUGCUGGACCGCGCCACCCAGCGCAGCCGCGGCUUUGGCUUCAUCUACUUCAAGGACCGCGAGGGCCUCGACAGCGCCAUCAGGGAGAAGCAUGACACCGAGCUCGACGGCCGCCGCAUCAGCGUAAAGUCGGCCAUCCCCCAGGACCAGAUCCCGCCCGGGGAGCGCGGGCGCCGCGGCGGCUACGGAGGCGGCCGCGGUGGGUACAGCGACCGCGCCGGCGGGUACGGCGACCGCGGCUACAGGGGUGGCGGCGGCGGGGGCGGCUAUGACCGCGGGGGCUACGACCGCGGCGGCGGGCUGGCCCCUGACACCGCCCCGCCCGCACCGGAUGCACGCCCUGACAUACACAGGGGUUAUGACCGGGGCGGCUACGAUAGGGGCGGCUAUGGCGGGUACGAUCGCGGCUACGGCGGCGGCGGCUAUGGUGGCGGCUACGGCGGUGGCGGCUAUGGCGGCGGUGGUUACUCUGGCUACGAGUCCCGCGAUCCGGGGGGCUACGGCGGCGGCUACGGCCGUGACCCUUACGGCGGGGGCGGCUACGGGGGCGGCGGCGGCGGCGGCUACGGUGCGCCGCCGCCCGCCGAGGGCGGCUGGGGCGCGGGCCCUGAGCGCGGGGCGCGCGCGUACACGCAGCCGAGGGCUGACCCCUACUCCCGCCCGCCGGGCCGCUGA